AUGCCGCAGCUCAGAGUCCUCAUCGUGGGCGCGUCGAUCGCCGGCCCAACUGCCGCCUACUGGUUCGCCCGAGCCGGAGCCAAGGUCACCGUUAUCGAGCGCUUCCCCCAACUCCGCACCAACGGCCAGAAUAUCGACAUCCGGACCGUUGGCGUGACGGUAAUGCGACGAAUGCCCGGGAUGGAGGAGGCCGUGCGAGCCAAGACGAUUCCGCUGAAGGGAAUUGGCUUCGUCCGCUCUGAUGGCUGCCCGUACGGAAUCAUAUCCACGACCGGAGAUCCCGACCAACAGUCCCUUGUCUCCGAGUAUGAGAUCUACCGAGGGGACAUGUCCCGGCUCCUGUACGACCGGACCGUAACGAAUCCAAACAUCACUUAUAUCUUUGGCGAGCAGGUCGUCUCGAUCCAGGAGCCCAACGAGAAGAAUGGCGAGGACAGCCCCGUGACGGUCGAGUUCGCCAACGGCACCCCUGCUGCGGAGUUUGAUCUCGUCGUGGCCUGCGACGGGGCAACUUCGCGGACCCGCGCGAUAGGGUUUGGGGUCGGCGUGCGCGAUCACCUCGUCCCGACCGGCAGCUGGGCGGCUUACUUCUCCAUCAAGCACGAUCUCCUCGAAGGGGCAGAUAACAUCGGGAAGGCGUACAAUGCCAUAGGCGGCCGCUUCAUCGCCGCUGCGCCUGACCCCUGGGGCGUGAAUCGGGUGGUCAUGAUCAAGCACCAGCCGCCAACUCACGGUAGCGAUGCUACAAGGCCGUUCCGGGAGGCGAUGCAACACGGCGAGAAUGCACUCAAGAACUUCGUCGCGCAGACUUACCGUGGCGCCGGCUGGAAGUGCGACGAGGUGAUCCAGGACAUGAUGGAGGCGGAGGACUUCUACGCCAGCGAGAUCGUGCAUGUCAAGCUGCCCCACCUGUCGAGGGGCCGGUUUGUGCUGGUCGGGGAUGCAGGGUACGCCGCUUCGACGGGCACCGGGACAAGUCUUGCCAUGGCGGGGGCCUAUGUACUGGCCGGGGAGGUUUGCAAGCACAAGGGCGAUCUCGCGGGUGCCCUCCGCAGGUAUGAGGAUGUCAUGCGGCCUCUGAUCGGUGACAUGCAGAAGGUCCCCCGAUUUCUUCCCAGCAUCUUUACACCGCAGACAGCCUGGGGCCUGUGGUUCCGCAAUAUGGUCUUUGCGUUUCUGUGUUGGAGUGGGAUUCUGGAGCUCACCCAGAAGUUCUUUGCGGGAUCGUUUGCCAAUACGGACAAAUAUCAGUUGCCGGAGUAUCAAUGGGAGGAGUAG
This is a messenger RNA of Aspergillus uvarum CBS 121591, 1278 nucleotides long. RefSeq names its product putative FAD-binding monooxygenase. Bases 1 to 1278 code for a protein of 425 amino acids. Lineage: Eukaryota; Fungi; Ascomycota; Eurotiomycetes; Eurotiales; Aspergillaceae. The transcript has a single exon. Gene Ontology annotation, molecular function: FAD binding. The record is from RefSeq and is a predicted model, not a curated record.